GAUCCAGGACAUGAACUGCGACGGGGAUGAAUGCGACACAAAGCUGAACAUCCCCGCUACCAUGGUGCAUCUGGAGCCUUCGGUCGCUGAGGCUCUCCGGUCUGGACAGCCGGUGUACGUGUCCCUCCAGUCCACCCCGUCCCCGAGCUUUUUAUUCAGCAUUGACCAACAGGGGGUGCUGGCGGAGAUGGGCUUGUUUCUUUACCCCUCAUUCAGCUUCAUCAACUGGCAGGUGCAAUGGUUUGAUUUCUACGCAGAUCUGCAGACCAAACUUCAAAAACCUGCAAAGGUUGUUCCUGUUUUUGACAAAGUUCAAAUGCAGGGAGAGAAAGGAGCGGUUGCCACAGUCGACCUGCCGUUAGGCUUGUUGGACUUUAACACGCUGGAGCUCGAUGCGUCCCUGUCUUGUCCCGGGAAGAGAGAUUUGUCCUGCGCUUACUGGGAUCACACAGUGCAGCUGUUUAUCUGCUGUGAUCAUCUCGGCCCGUACUGCAACAUGGAGCUGGGCCGAUGGAUCACGGCCUUCCGCAGAGGUAUCGGGCGCUGGCUGACGGACGUGUCCCCUCUGCUCCCCCUGCUGGACAGCAACAGAUGCACCUUGACCAUGAAGACGGUGCCGUGGGCGAUGCCGUGGAUCGUCUCCCUCAACCUGAGAUUCAGUAUCAGCAAUCAGACCGGUGAUAUCACAGGUGACGAUGAGGAGGAGCUCCGCCCCUUCAGAGUAAUGCCACUGUACAGCGGGGGAACCUUCGACAAGAACUACAACAAGAGAUACCAACCAAUCAAAUUCCCCAUCCCGGGUUCGACCAAGAAGGUAACAGAUCUGAUAAUUAACCCUUUUUAAAGAGCUUCC
Morone saxatilis (striped sea-bass) is the source of this 853-nucleotide messenger RNA. RefSeq lists its product as uncharacterized. Lineage: Eukaryota; Metazoa; Chordata; Actinopteri; Moronidae. The record is from RefSeq and is a predicted model, not a curated record. Bases 11 to 844 code for a protein of 277 amino acids. The transcript has 6 exons. Gene Ontology annotation, molecular function: oxidoreductase activity, acting on paired donors, with incorporation or reduction of molecular oxygen, reduced ascorbate as one donor, and incorporation of one atom of oxygen.